AGCUAGUCAACCACAAGUCCUAUUACUGUACUCUUCAUUAGAAAAAAUGAUGAAUCCUGCUAAAGGGAAUACAUCAUUGCUUCUUCUCUCCCUUCUUCUUGUUUGCCCAAUCUGCACUUCCCUUGACACCAUAACACCAAACCAACCCCUUAAGGAUGGUCAAUUUCUACACUCAAACCAGAAAACCUUUGCACUUGGGUUUUUUAGCCCCGGUAGUUCCAGUCACCGCUACGUUGGAAUUUGGUAUAACCAAAUCUCCGAACAAACCGUUGCGUGGGUUGCAAAUAGAGACACUCCUCUCAAGGAUACCUCUGGAGUCCUCUCCAUCAACGGUAAGGGAAACCUUGUACUUCACACCCAAAACCAAACCACUCCUAUUUGGUCCACCAAUGUUUCUUUUUCUAUCUCAUCCACAAAUAAUUCUAUGGCUAAGCUUUUAGAUAUAGGAAAUCUUGUUUUGGUUCAACAAGAUAGCCAACGUGUUACAUGGCAAAGUUUUGAUUAUCCCACCAAUACUAUGCUUCCGCUUAUGAAACUUGGGCUGGACCGGCGGACCGGGUUGAAUCGGUUCCUAACAUCUUGGAAGUCCAAAGAUGACCCGGGAAUUGGUAACCAUUCAUUUCGAGUGGUUCAAACUGGGUACCCUCAGACGAGCUUAUACAUGGGCCAGACUCUAUUAUGGCGUAUGGGAUUUUGGAAUGGCGUCACAUGGAGCGGUGUACCCCAAAUUGCAUCAAAGUUCUUCAAAGUUAUCUCUGUGAAUAAUCAAGAUGAAAGCACCUGGAUGUACAGUAUUGUUCCAAAUUUACCCACAAAAGUUAUUGUUAAAAUGGUGGUAGAUGAAUCAGGAAUUGUGGAACGAUCCUUAUGGCAAGAGACUACAUGGGUCGAAUAUUGGUCCGCCCCACAAGAGUUGUGCGAUAAGUAUUUGAAUUGCGGUCCAAAUAGUUAUUGUGACCCACACAAUGAGGUCAUUUUUGAGUGCAAGUGCUUUCCUGGAUUUGAACCCAAGUCAUCUCGUGAUUGCAUAAGGGAAAAGCAAGGAGUGUCCAUGUGCAACAAUGGAGAAGGGUUCGUGAAGUUGGCACAUACGAGGUUGCCGGAUACUUCAACAGCACAUGCGGACAUGAGUUUGAGUAUGAAAGAGUGUGAGCAAAAGUGUUUGAGGAAUUGUUCUUGUAUGGCUUACGCAAGUGCAAAUGGGAGUGAGGGAGGUAUUGGUUGCUUGACAUGGCAUGGGGACUUGGUGGACACAAGAAUAUUUCCUGAUUUAGGACAAGAUUUAUACAUACGUGUGGAUGCGGUUGUAUUAGCUCAAUAUGCUAAGAAAAAUGGUCUUACUCAGAAAAAGAAGACGCUGGCAAUUUUGGGAGUUUCUGUUGCUGUAAUGUUUCUUCUUAUGGUCUCAAUUGUGUAUUGUUUUGUAAUGAAGAAGAAGAAAGAGAAGAGGCAUAACACAUAUUCAUAUAGUGCUGACUCCACUUUACAAUACUUCGAAGACUCUCCAAGUAAAAGGGACCUCGAUGGAACUAGAAGAAAUUCAAAUUUGCCAUUAUUUGAUCUAAGAACCAUUAUUGCAGCUACAGAUAACUUCUCUAUUGCUAACAAGCUUGGCCAAGGUGGUUUUGGCCCAGUUUAUAAGGGUUUGCUACAAAAUGGAAAGGAGAUAGCAGUAAAAAGACUAUCAAAAUUCUCUGGACAAGGAAUAGAACAAUUCAAAAUGGAAUCUGCACUAAUUGCUAAACUCCAACAUAUAAACCUUGUGAGAAUUUUAGGUUGUUGCAUUCAUAAAGAAGAGAAGAUGUUGAUCUAUGAGUACUUGCCAAAUAAAAGUUUGGACUUUUUCAUUUUUGAUGAAACAAAAAGGUCAUGUUUGGAUUGGGAAAAGCGAUUUGAAAUUAUAUGUGGAAUUGGUCGAGGGAUCUUAUAUCUUCAUCAAGACUCAAGAUUAAGAAUUAUCCAUAGAGAUUUAAAGGCUAGCAAUGUUCUACUUGAUAAUGCAUUGAAUCCAAAAAUUUCAGAUUUUGGUUUGGCCAGAAUUGUUGGAGGGGACCAAAUUGAAGCUGAUACAAAUUGCAUCGCUGGAACAUAUGGUUACAUGUCACCUGAGUAUGCAAUGCAAGGACAUUUUUCAAUAAAGUCUGAUGUAUAUAGCUUUGGGGUAUUGCUACUGGAGAUCAUUACUGGGAAAAGGAAUGGUACUUACCAUCAUGAUGGCCCUUCCUCAAAUUUGAUUGGACAUGUUUGGGAUCUAUGGAGAGAAGACAAUUCCAUGAAAAUAGUCGACCCAUUACUAGAUGAGACCUACCCUGCUAAUGAAGUUUCAAGAUGCAUUCAAAUUGGAAUUUUGUGUGUGCAAGAACAGGCAAUAGACCGGCCAACCAUGUCAACUAUUGUUUUCAUGUUGGGUAAUGACACUCCUCUUCCUUCUCCAAAACAACCUGCAUUUAUUUUGAAGGGUACUUACAAUAGUACAGACAGAUCAACUAGUGCAGCAUCUAAUUCUAUAAAUGAAAUAACACUUUCUAAAAUUGACGGUCGUUAAAACCCCAAACUAUUUGAAGCAAGUGUACAAAUAUUCCAUUACAACAUAGGAUCGAGUUACUCUAAGGGCAUGUUUGGUAGACUGUAAUAGGCGUUGUAAUGUAAUAGUUAUUCCUAUGGUUUAGUUAUCCUUUAGUUUGGUUAUGUUUUUAUUAUAAGGAAUAAUCAUUCCUUAUGAAUAACUAUUCUUCAAAAUGAGGAAUAACUAUUCCUUUUUAAAAGGUUGUAUUAGCUAUUCCUUAGUAAAUGCAAUCAUUUCAAAACUUAAUAUAUUUUCAAAUAUACAAACUUUCCAUAUACAUCUAACAAUUAUAAAAAUAAAAAAUCAUAAAAAAUAAUACAUAUCUCUCUUAAAUUUAAAAAUAACAAUUUUUAAGGAGAUAUAAUUGUAUGAGUAAGAAAUUUCCUAAAAUAAAUGUUAAGUUUCAUUCUAAUGUUAUACCUCACAACAAACUAAUGAAUAGGUUUAGUUAUUACAUUACAAAAAAUUUUAUUCCUAGUAAUAAAUAUUACAAUUUCUGUCGUAAUCCUCAUUCAGUGUACCAAACGUACCCUAAGUCUACUCUACAUUACUAUUUUUUUUUUUUUUUGGUAUGAACAAUUGAACAUAAUGUAUGCACUGUAAAAUUAUUACAAAAAAAAAGAUAAUAUAUAAUAUUACACAAACUAUUAUUGUCCAGAACUUGUGAUGAAAUCACUACCAUCUCCUUUAGCUUUUUCUUUCAAGUGGUUUCUGAAAUUAAUAUACAAAAAGUUAAUUGCGUAUAAUGUUCCGUGGAGAUAACUUCAUUGGUUUUCAGAACAAGAUGUCCAAAGUUACAAAGAUCUUUUCUUUUGGUGUGAAAUUUACCAAGUUUAACCAUGAAGAUUUAAAAGAGGAAUGCUGAAUGCAUAAUACUGGAAUUUAAUUUGGAUUUCAGGGUGUUUUACUAAAAAUGGAACCAUUGUAUUUAUGAAUUGUGCCAAGCCUAUUGAUAUGCUUGGGUAUGGCUAAUAUUUUUAACUUAAAGAACACUUCAACCAAGACAAUAUUACAAAAUAAGAUAGAGCAAUAGUUUAUAACUUUGAUGGCAAAUCCUCUUGUACAGCAAGGAGAAGUGUGAAAAAAUGGGUGACAAAAAAUUGUAAUCAUUUCCUCAUUUUUGCUUAAAUUUGGUCCAAUUCUACUUUUGUGUUCACUUAUAUUUGUGAAGGUGCCUUAUAAAGAGUGUGUGAUUCUCUCCUUGAAGUUCAACUGAAAAAAAAAAAAAAAAAAGAA
Molecule: messenger RNA, 3802 nt
Organism: Quercus robur (English oak)
Lineage: Eukaryota; Viridiplantae; Streptophyta; Magnoliopsida; Fagales; Fagaceae
Product: G-type lectin S-receptor-like serine/threonine-protein kinase At1g11410
Exons: 7
Coding region: 47-2545 (832 amino acids)
Biological process (GO): recognition of pollen; protein phosphorylation
Molecular function (GO): protein serine/threonine kinase activity; ATP binding
Source: RefSeq, a predicted model, not a curated record